AAUAAAGUAUGAGUAAAUAGGACGAUAUAAUAGAAAUAAACCUUGAUGAAAAGAUAUAAUAAGGGAAAAGAAAUAAGUAGAAUUUUAGAAAAGGUUUUUAAGAGAAGAAAUAGAAACUAUAAGCAUUUUUUAAUGAUAAAUAGAGAAAUGAUAAUCGUAAUCCUGGUGCAAUAGUUGAUAUAACAAAUUUGCAUUAUAGUGUUACAAAUGAUGAAUUAAAGGAGUUAGCUUAGUAAUUUGGUAAGGUCAGAAGAGCUUAAGUAGAAUGGGAUAAAAUGGGAAGAUCUUAAGUAAAAUAAAAUAUAUUUGAAUAGGAAUAAGGGUACAUAGAGUUUUUUUAUGUAUCAGAUGCAAAAAAAGCAGUUGAGAGUUUAAAUAAUACAACAAUAGAGAGUUUACCAAUGAAAGCUUAAUUAAGAGAUUCAACAAUGAGAAGAGGCAUGUUCAAACGAUGAUGAAUAUUAAUGU
Messenger RNA from Paramecium sonneborni, 468 nucleotides. The record is from the annotation of a GenBank genome assembly. NCBI's taxonomy places the organism in Eukaryota, Ciliophora, Oligohymenophorea, Peniculida, Parameciidae.